CUUCUGAAAUGGUAUAUAAAGGGAACGGUACCAAGCCAUGAUCAGAGCAAGCAGAACCAGAGGAGAACACCAUCCAGAUUUCAUCUUUCACUCUUCAACCCCACAAACAACUCAAGAACCAAUCAUGAAGGUCUUUAUCGCACUCAUGGCCCUAGUUGUCCUGGCUUCAGCUUUCGAAGAAGAGGAGAUGGAAGCUGAUGUUGCUUUCAUCAAGAGAGAUCCAGUACUCCAAGAUUACUUCAUGGCUGAGAAGAGGGGAAAGGCAAUGAGGAAAUACAAAGCCUGUGAUGUUCAAUUCAGUGCCGAACAAACCUGCUAUUGCGCCCGUCGUACCGGCAAGUUUGCUUUCUGCGGAGGCGCUGCUGGUGGCGAGAACAUGUAAACUCCACGACCUCUGACAUCUCAUCUCCGGCCCUCGAGACUUAAUCGAUAGAUCCAUGUCCAAACCAAUGGUAGCAGCUAUCAUCAAUAAAUUCAUGAAUUGAACAUAUUUUGAGUACAGAUAGAAAUAAAUGGUAUACCAGAACACAA
Molecule: messenger RNA, 531 nt
Organism: Lytechinus variegatus (green sea urchin)
Lineage: Eukaryota; Metazoa; Echinodermata; Echinoidea; Temnopleuroida; Toxopneustidae
Exons: 4
Coding region: 38-382 (114 amino acids)
Source: RefSeq, a predicted model, not a curated record